This is a messenger RNA of Pieris napi, 4746 nucleotides long. It is a transcript of the gene dco, whose product is annotated as casein kinase I. Gene Ontology annotation, molecular function: ATP binding; protein serine/threonine kinase activity. The record is from RefSeq and is a predicted model, not a curated record. Gene Ontology annotation, biological process: signal transduction; endocytosis; peptidyl-serine phosphorylation. The transcript has 8 exons. Lineage: Eukaryota; Metazoa; Arthropoda; Insecta; Lepidoptera; Pieridae. Gene Ontology annotation, cellular component: nucleus; cytoplasm. Bases 275 to 1312 code for a protein of 345 amino acids.
UUUUAUGAACAAAAUUGUAAUAGGAUUCUAAAUUCGUUGGAUGCGUUUAAUAAAACCUAAAAAAAUAGUUUAAAAGUUUCAUUUUCAGUGAAAAAGGUCAAUUUAUCGAUUAUUAUAACAGUAUAUUUUGCUUAAUGUGGUACAUGAGAUAAUCUUAUUAAAGUUUUCACGAUAAUUAAUGAUAUUCCUUUAGGUGGUAAGAUCUGCGUCUAUCUCAAACAUGGCCGAUCAGUAAUGAAACCGUGGUCAGUGUUAUUUUACUAAGUUCAAAGUUAUGCAGAAAAUGGAGCUGCGAGUUGGAAAUAAGUAUCGAUUGGGCCGUAAAAUUGGGUCUGGAUCCUUUGGAGACAUUUAUCUUGGCACAAACAUUGUAACCAGAGAGGAGGUAGCAAUAAAAUUAGAAUGUAUAAAGACAAGACAUCCACAGUUACACAUAGAGAGUAAAUUUUAUAAACUUAUGAGAGGAGGCAUUGGUAUUCCUGCAAUAAAAUGGUGUGGCUCAGAAGGAGAUUACAAUGUGAUGGUGAUGGAACUAUUAGGCCCAUCUUUAGAAGAUCUUUUUAACUUCUGUUCACGCCGUUUCUCCCUGAAGACAGUUCUGCUACUUGCUGAUCAACUUAUUACUCGCAUAGAAGACAUCCACUAUAGGAAUUUUAUUCAUAGAGACAUCAAACCUGACAACUUUUUAAUGGGACUUGGUAAAAAGGGCAACUUAGUUUACAUAAUAGAUUUCGGCUUAGCAAAGAGAUACAAAGAUCCACGCACCAACCAACAUAUACCGUACAGAGAAAACAAAAACUUGACAGGAACGGCUAGAUACGCGUCGAUAAAUACCCAUCUCGGUAUAGAGCAGUCCCGGCGUGAUGACCUGGAAUCCCUGGGUUACGUUCUAAUGUACUUCAAUCGCGGCAGCCUUCCCUGGCAGGGUCUGAAGGCGGCCACGAAACGGCAAAAGUACGAGAGGAUAUCCGAGAAGAAGCUGUCUACGCCCUUCGACGAGCUUUGCAAAAACCAUCCGGUGGAAUUUCAACUGUACUUGAAGUACUGUCGGCGGCUGCGGUUCGAAGAGCGACCGGAUUAUGGGCACCUGCGACAGCUCUUCCGUACAUUGUUCCAUCGGCAAGGGUUCACCUAUGAUUAUGUCUUUGACUGGAAUAUGCUCAAAUUCGGUGCGCCAGGAGUUGGCAACACUCGCACUAACCAGCCUCCAAAAGCUCAUCGUGAUCAGAACCAAAAACAAGAAACCAGUGCGGCUGGCCCUGCCGCUCCGCAGCCGAGCACUACGGUGGCAGCGAUUUCAGAGUGGCGGUGAGGAAGCUCGCACAAACGGCCGCGUAACACCUAGGCGACAUUCCUAUUAUCGGACGACCGAUCGGAACGCGACAGUCGCACGUUAUAACACACGUUAAACGGUGCUAAUUCUGAUGUAAUCAAUAUCUAUUGAUUUUUCCUAUACAAAACAUUGGUACUAAUCAUGUUUAGUGCUUUUGUAGAAAAUAAAUAGGUACCUGUUUAAAUUACAUCAGAAUUACCACUAAUUAAUACAGCAAUUGCGACUAGUCGUAAAUAACGCGACCGCGACUUGUAUCCGCAAGUAGGAAGGGGCAACAUAUCACCACUGACGUCCCUCUGACAGAAUGUACGUUCAUAGAUUUUGUACUUGUAAAUUAUUGAAUUCAUAGGCUAAUGGCGGGCUGCCACGUAAUAUUGUACUUUAUGCUCAGUUAUAUUUAGAUGUUUUAUUAUAAGUUGUAAUGCAUUUAUUUUUGAUGGCCUACGAUGUGUGUGCAAUAUGGAUAUUCGUCUUCCAUGUGUUUGUUUUUGAACUCGUGUGAGUUGAUAUUGAAUAAGCUCAAAAAUAAAAAAUUGCUGACAAUAUGACGCGUCUUAUAACAAGUGUUAGGACAAAUGGCAUUCAAAAUUGAAAUACGCAAAUCAUUUUGUUGCGAUUAUUUCUUACCAAGUUUGCUUUAUAUCAUUUUACUGUUAGAAUAUGGCGUCUUUGUAAGAGCAACUUACGCCUGCCUAACAUUAUUUUACCGUUAGUUAGUUAAUAGUUAGUUAUUCAUACAACAUUUUACACGUAGUUUACGCUCUAAAUUGUUUACUGUUAAUUCAAUUUCAACUCAUACUAAGGCCUGCUUAAAUGAUCCAGCCACUGCCAUAGGUUAACAUAGAAAGGUUAAAUUUAACAUAGUUGAAAUCAUUGAUCUCUAGAAUUUCUACUCGUGAGUUCUAAAAGAUGAAACGUUUAAAUUGUGCGUACUCUUAUGACCUCGUAUACAUAAAUAUCAAAUUAUUGCUAAAAGGCCUUCUUUAAUAGAAAACGCAUGAAAACAGUUUUUUAAGUCUGGGCCCGUAUUCUAGAACAUUCAUCAAACUUAAAUUUAGCUUCAAGAGCUGUCAAACCAUUUUUUUUUUUAUGAAGUCUAUGCGUUCAAGACGAGAUUGUUACUUGAGAUACGUUUUAGAAUAUGGACCCUAGUCUGUUGAAUUUGUAUCAACAAGACAGCGUUAACUAACUUAAAAGCUAAAAAUCUAUAUAAAAAAUCCUUUGAUAGUACAGAUUGUCAAUCGACGAGCCAUAGGAAUUGCAAUUUGUAUGUCUGAUAUAGCAUACAGUAGUGCAAUCAGCCUGAUUAAAGAUUUAAGUUCAAAACUUCUCCUUUUUAAAAAUAAAAUGAAUGAAUAAUUAAUUUCUUUUGCAGUUAAUUCUUUAGUUUAAUUCUAUUUCACCACAUUUUAUUUUCUAAAAUUUUUCAAAAAUAUCAGGACAAUGGAUUUCUUCAAGAAGGGCCUAUUUAGUCCAUCGUAGUUUUGUACAUAUCCGUGCAUUGAUUUAGGUUAUUAAAGUAAUUUGUAAUGAUGGCUGGAUGUAUAUAUUAGGUAAUUUCUUUCACGGUUAUUCAUCUUUUGAUCCGAAUUAUUUGUUAAGUAGUACCUAUACAUCUUAUAUGACUGAGAAUCGAGUUCAAUUAUGUAAAUAAUUAGUGUUUUGUUACAAUGCGGUUGGCAUAGGAUUAAUCCUCGUAUAUUCCAUAAGGAUUUAGUUAUAACAAUGAUAUUUACAUAGAUUCAACAUCGAAAUAACUGCUAAUGUAGGUUUUGGGAUAUUCUGUUCUAAAUUCUUGUUUAAAUACUCCGCACUUAAUAUUAAAUUGUAAUAAUGGAAUCGAUCACAUUAAAUUUAUUUAACAAAAUCCGUUCCAAAACGUUUCCUUCGUGUGCCAAUUUAACAGUAUUGGCGGUAACUGAUUAACUACCUAUGUAUAGCCUUUUAUAUCCAAAUGUAUGUUAAUGAUAUUGUUUUACUAAAUUAAAAUAAGCAUUGUUUAUAUGUAAGCUAUGAUAAGUAAAACUUGAGCGAUUACUUAUUAGGAUUGAUCCUUAAAGCGACAAAUCUCUGAAAGCCUAAUCAGAGUAACGGAUGACUAUUGAUGGGUGCGUGUACGUGGAGGCGUAUACGUACUACGAGCGUACGUAUAAGUCAGGUAAGGUGUACAUUGAAUAAUCUUUGGCAAAAGAAAUUGUAUGGCUUGACACUUGAAUUCUCUAGCCUCAAGUUGUGGACAACUGCGAAAACAUUAAAACUAAUGUUGUUUCGACUUCUUGCAAUGGACGGUCAUUUGCAUUUUAUAAAUGACCUUAUGCAAAUUUAUCACCACGUUUUGGAACAAUUCGAUGUUAUUGACAUUCACUAGUUUGUGCGAUUGAAAGAAAUGGUAAAUGUUUAGGCAUUUUUGUCAUGUAAAUAUUAAUGCAAAUGACCGUUUUGGAUGAAGAUUUCCUGAUCAAUUGGUAAUAAUACUUGUUCAACAAAUUUUAUUAGUCCAAAUUGGAUUUAGUGGGAUAAAUGGUUAUUGUAAUGUGACUUCAAGUGUUUAAAUAUUACGGUCAAUAUAUCUCUAAUGAGAUUCUUUGCACGGUGAGUUUUACUAACAAACUACACGUCGAAUGUGACAGCUACAGAAAUAUAGCUGAAAAAAUUAACUUGGAUCGUUCAGACGUCCGAACGUCUCAAGAUUCGGACUAGGUUUGAACACUAUCAAAUGUCGAGAAACUAUGAUUUGACAGAUGUCAAAUGUAGUUUAAAAUUCGAGUGCGUUCGAAAUGCGGAUGUAAUUUCGCGUUCAUAUGGGAACGCUUGUAUGCGAGACAUGAAAGCUUUUUAAAAUGUCCGCUAACUAAUUAAAGACUAAACUUAACUGUAUAUAAUAAUGAUAAGAUAGUUAAGCCAAAACACUGUUUUUUAUAAUCCUAGGUAAUUUUAAUAACUGUUGUAGUGAUAAAGUCAUUAUUUGACAUAUUUUUAUUGCAUAUUCAUUUCUGUAGCCGAUCUUUGUGUGAAGCAUAAUAAUAUCUUAAACUUGUCUUAUGUAUUUCAAAUAAAAUAUUUUCAGAUAUCCUAUAUAAAAACCUAUCGAAGUAGAUGUUAAGCAUAAUAGAAGCUUCAUAAACUAUGUAUUUCUUUGGUUGAUGUUGCUUUUCAAAGUCGAUUUCUUUUUGAUUUUCAUCUUAGAAUUAAUGUGCUAAGCUUUGAUGUGAAUUUUGAUAGGGAUAAAGCAUUUCUUAAUAGUUUUCAUAAUGAUAAAUUAUAGGCCCGAGAGGUACGGUUGCAUUUUGUUAAGGGGUUGUCAGCUUAGCAUAUUAUUAUGCUUUCGAUAUUAAAAUCUAUUAUUAUGCUUGCAUUGUUUUCAACGUCCAGUAUGUAUUGAUUCCUUUAGCACAAUAAAGUGGAUAAAAGAA